Messenger RNA from Mustela erminea (ermine), 3649 nucleotides. RefSeq names its product layilin (gene LAYN). NCBI's taxonomy places the organism in Eukaryota, Metazoa, Chordata, Mammalia, Carnivora, Mustelidae. The coding region runs from base 2051 to 3640 and encodes 529 amino acids. Gene Ontology annotation, molecular function: hyaluronic acid binding. The transcript has 8 exons. The record is from RefSeq and is a predicted model, not a curated record.
CGGAUAAAUCUCUUUUGUAAAGAUGGAUAGAGCAGACUGUCAAAACCUAACCUUUCAAAUCCAAUAACUCCCUUUGUUCUGAUUCCAUGCUCACUGGGAAAUCUCUUGCCCAGAACCAGAGCAUGUGCUCAACAGACUAAUAGAAACAUCAGUUUGGUUGAUAAUAUUUCUCAAUGUAUAAAUAUAUUAGUCUCUUAAUUGGAUUUAGGCUUGUCAAAUUAAGGAUGGGACCCUGGACCAAGAUAAUUUUACCAGGAAAACUGGACUGUGUAAGCUACCCAGCCUUCCCCAGUGCACACCUGUCCACACCUGUACACCUGCGUUACCAGGUAUAAUGGUUGCAUUGCUGCCACAGCUAACAAGGUGAUCUAAAACAUUUAUUACUGCUCACACACCUGGGGGUGUGGCCAGGGGGUUGGCUGAUCUAGGCUGGGCCAGGCAACUCUGCUUCAAGCUACGGCACCUUGGGCAAAUGUCUGGUGAUUGAGGCAGCUCUGUUCCAUGUGUCGUCCUCUUUGGGAUGUACAUGGUCCAGUGGGGUAUGAGUUAUGUUCCUCUCAGACAGUGACAGAGAAGCAAAAGAACGGAUGAGGACAUGUGAGGCCUUUUCCACUGUAGGCUCAGAUACCUCUGACUUACCCCGUUGGCCAAACAAGGGAAAUAAUCAAAUACAGAGAAAAGGGGUGGGGAUAUACACUUAGCCCCUUCAGUAAGAAGAAUUGCAAAGUCACACGGUACAGGGUGUGGACCCAGGACUUGUGCAGGAUUGGAGCUGCUGUUAUAAUUAGCAUAUGAGGUUGACCAUAUGCCUUAACAAAGGCAAUGAAUGUGCAUCAACAGCCAGAGUAUCAAAGGGAGAAUUCAGGACACAAUUUGAUUCUUUGGCCCAAGGUGACAGCUUCCCUAAGUUGUAAUAGGUGUUGUAACAUGGGAAAUACAUCCUUUUCAAUUGUCAUUUAGUAGCCAGCUCUCGGCACCCUUACAUGUCUGUUUGCUCCCAUCAGACCUUCACAAAACUCUUAAGGUAACACCAAGAGUUCAUUGAAACUUAGAUGAAGGAAUUGCCGGAAUUCUACAUAGACUUUAAGCGAAGAAAAGCAGAAUAUCACAUGCCAACUCAAGUGCUUCCCUCCACAUGGCAGUCCUUACUUUGUCUUGAGAACCAGGAGUUUCUAGAAGGAGUGCUUGUUGGAUGUGAGAUAUUCUAAUUCAGACAUAAAGAUGGGCUGUAAAGCAGCUUGCCGUAAAGGUCAGUCCUCACCCGGCCGAGGCUGCUUUGUUCUUCCCUCUAUCAUCAGCUGAUACGAAAACAGAUUUCCCAGCCCCAAGCUAUAUUCAUUCAUUCAUUCCUCCCCCUUGAGAACUGCAGUGGCUCAAGCUGAACCCCAAACCCAGGAAGUCAGACAGCACUUCUGCGGGGAUUUGUAGCAAUGGGGUAUGGGGGGGUGGGGGGGAGGUGGGCACGGAAAUCAGACCCACCUUCUGCCACUUAGUACUUCAGCUUUUGGAUAGGAGGCUCACUUUAUUAUUUGCGGGUAUUUGAAAACAUUGAGCUCACUGUAAGAAGCAGGUGGAAAUAGGAGUAUUGUGGCCGUUUCAAAGAGGGAGCCCACACUGAGGGCUGAGCUGGUGAGGAAGGCUUUUUCACAGGGAGCAUUCUUUCCCAGGGAGACCCUUCUUUCUACCACCAGCCCAAGCCUGAACAAUUACCCCUACCCCCAAACAGGUGCCCUGCAAAGGCGGAGGAUUAUUUCCUUGCUGAGUUCAAAGACACCCUUUGGCUUCGGGCGGACCUACCCUCUUCUCAGCCAGAGCUCCAACUCAACCACCUGGGCUGGACACUCCACACUGUCCCAUAGCUUGCCCGCCAGGGGCACACUGCCCACUUGAGUAUCUCUUCUCUGUAUCCGCCACUCCUUUCUCAGGGGAGGCCCUGAGCACCCCGACUGCAGCCUAUGGAGCCCCAGGGAGGUCUCACCGCCUCGACUCUCCCACUGGUCCCCACUGCAGAGCCAGGGGCUCUGGGUGAACUUGGCCAUGUCUGCGAGGCAUGGGGUGGAGAUGUGGCCCUGUUUUGAGCCACGGCGCUCUCUGCAUCAGAUUCCAGAGAAGCCAGACUGGGAUAUCACUCGGGCCCGCGCCCUGGGCACACGCAGGGUCUCCGUGGGAAGCUUGGAGGUGGCGGGGACGCGAGGGCGGCGGGCAGGGAGCUGGUUCCCCUCCUCUGCUCGCUCCCUUCGCGAGGGCCAGGUCUCUGGCGCCGAGGGGAGGCCAUCAGGGGCGGGCCCGCGGCGGGGCUGCCCUCCCCUCCGUGACGUCCCAGAGGGCGGAGGACCGCGCGCUGGCUCCGCACCCUCCCCGCCUCCUCCGGGUGCCGGGUCCGACGGUCCUCGGGAGAUGCGGCUGCCGCCUUUGCAUUUGCUGUGCACGCUGCUACGGGUCCGUCCGCUCCACUGCCGUGGCGCCGCGGGGUGCGAGGUCGCACCCGAGCCGGGCCAUGCAGCCGGGAGCCGCGCUGCAGGCCAUGCUGUUGGCCGCGCUGCUGGCGGGGCCCCGGGGCGCCACCGGCCGCCUGCUGAGCGCCUCGGACUUGGACCUCAGAGGAGGACAACCAGUCUGCCGAGGAGGGACACAGAGGCCUUGUUAUAAAGUCAUUUACUUCCAUGAUGCUUCUCGAAGACUGAACUUUGAGGAAGCCAACACAGCCUGCAGGAGGGAUGGGGCCCAGCUAGUCAGCAUCGAGUCUGAGGACGAACAGAGACUGAUAGAAAAGUUCAUUGAAAACCUCCUGGCGUCUGAUGGAGAUUUCUGGAUUGGGCUCAGGAGGCGUGAAGAAAAGCAAAGCAAUAGCACAGCCUGCCAGGACCUUUACGCGUGGACAGAUGGCAGCACGGCAACAUUCAGGAACUGGUACGUGGACGAACCUUCGUGCGGCAGCGAGGUCUGCGUGGUCAUGUACCAUCAGCCGUCGGCACCUGCUGGCGUCGGGGGCCCCUACAUGUUCCAGUGGAACGACGACCGGUGCAACAUGAAGAACAAUUUUGUUUGCAAAUAUUCCGAUGAGAAACCAACAGCUCCUUCUACAAAGCCUGGAGAUGAAAGAACAGAGCCAGCGACACCCAUGCUUCCGGAAGAUACGGGGAAAGAAGAUGCCAGAGAGACAUUUAAAGGAAACGACGAAUCCGCCUUGAAUCUUGCUUAUAUUCUAAUCCCCAGCACCGUCUUUCUCCUCGUGGUCAUCACGGUUGUCUUUUGGGUUUGGAUCUCCAGAAGGAGGAAACGGGAACAGCCAGGCUCCAGCAUGAAGGAGCCACACACCAUCUGGCCCUCUCCUCACCAUGGGGACAGCCCAGACCUCGAGGUUUACAACGUCAUACGAAAACAAAGUGAAGCCGAUUUAGCUGAGACCCGGCCAGACCUGAAGAACAUCUCAUUUCGAGUGUGUUCGGGCGAAGCCACUCCCGAUGCCAUGUCUUGUGACUAUGACAACAUAGCUGUGGACCCCUCCGAAAGUGGAUUCGUGACUCUGGCGAGCUUGGAGAGCGGCUUUGUGACCAAUGACAUUUACGAGUUCUCCCCGGACCGAACGGGGAGGAGCAAGGAGUCUGGAUGGGUAGAAAAUGAUAUAUAUGGUUAUUAGGACACAUGA